Lactuca virosa is the source of this 624-nucleotide messenger RNA. The record is from the annotation of a GenBank genome assembly. NCBI's taxonomy places the organism in Eukaryota, Viridiplantae, Streptophyta, Magnoliopsida, Asterales, Asteraceae.
AUGAAUCACGCCACCACCUCCUCUUCUUCCUCCUCCACUUCCACCACCACCACGAAACGCUCCAAAGACGGAGAAAUCAGCGACGAAGUUACCAAAAAGUCCAAGAAAACCGAAAAUAUUGAUCAAGGAGAACACCCCGUCUACCGCGGCGUCCGACGGCGGAGCUGGGGCAAAUGGGUGUCGGAAAUCCGAGAGCCAAAGAAAAAAUCAAGAAUAUGGCUUGGGACAUUUGACACCCCAGAGAUGGCAGCUGGAGCCCAUGAUGUAGCCGCAAUUGCAAUCAAAGGUCACUCGGCUAUCCUCAACUUCCCCGAACUCGCUAACCAGUUUCCCAAGCCGGCUUCCAAUUCCCCUAGAGACGUCCAAGCCGCAGCACUCAAAGCCGCCACUUUAGUCCUUCGAAACCUUAAUUCCAGUAAAGACGAAUCGGAGCCGAGCCAGCUUGAGCUUCCAUGUACAUGUUCUUCAUCGUCACCUCAAAGUAACAUAACGGAUGACCCGUUUCUUGAUUUGCCGGAUCUCUUUAUGGAUCUCGGGAACCGGAUUCUCUAUACAUUGCCGGAGAAAUUUACCGGUAACAGUGAAUUCUGGCCAGAAGACCAUUUCUUGUGGAACUAUAUAUAG